AUGUGGAGAAUAGAGGUGUUUUCAUCAGUACCAGCUAUUACUCGCUGUACCGGAUCGAUUAUGAAUAAGGACACGGUUUUGACGGCAGCGCAAUGCGUCCAGGGAGUGCCCCAGUCAGAGUUGAAAAUCAUUGCCGGCGUCGCAGAUAUACGCGCCCACUCCCUCCAUAAUGUAAGUGGACAACAACGCGAAAUUGCCCGAAUCUGGGUUCAUGACGAUUUCAAGAGUGUCGAGUCAACGUGGCCGAAUCCGUUGAACCCGAAAGACGUCUACAGCGCGAAAUUCCACGUCAACGACGUUGCUCUAUUAAUUCUGAAAAACCCGCUCGAACGUGUUGCCGAUGAAGUCUGGCCCGUCAUUGUGCCCGAUCCGAAGGCGCCUCUAGACGCUACGGGGGCCUACGAAGCGAUGUUGCUCGGAUGGGGGCUCACCAGAGAAGACAACGGAUCACACAUUGGUUCUCGCGAUCUCCGAAGUGUAGGCGUCAGCCUCGCAUUGCCAAGCGGCAGCACCGAAUGUGUCGGGGAGGAGUACAAUGAGCAAGUCCUCUGCUCUCAAGAUGGAGAGAGGGCAAUACCAUGUUGGGGUGAUUUGGGGGCGCCGGCUGUGGUUUCGAUGGCGGCCAAGCAGCCACCGGGAAUGAAAUUCAACGUGCUCGUGGCUAUGGCGACGAAUUAUGAUGGUGAAUGCGAUGGGUCGGGAACAAAUCGCAUUUACACCGAUACCGACGAUCUGCUUGACCAUCGUCCCGGAAAACACCGAGCCAGCGCAGAGCAGCUGAGGGCCGCCCAGAGACUAUUCGUCAAGCUGAUGGCCGAGUACGAGGAGUCCAGCACCCCCUUCAUUGACUCGGACUUCGCCCCGUCGGCCUCUUCGCUGGGUGAUCUCAACCGCUACUACCCUCGGGAUAAGCCGGAGUGGCGCGAGAAGUAUGAGGACAGCUUGAAGCAAGCCGUCUGGCGGCGUCCGGAAGAUCGAAUCCCAUGCAAGGAGGGCGAGAAAUGGGCGCUGUUCGACAACCCGUCUCCACUUGAUGUUCUGCAGGGCCGCCUGAGCGACUGCUGGCUGCUCGCCGUCCUGUGCACGAUGGCCAAGCAACCGGAGCUGAUUGACGACAUCUUCAUCACCAAGCAGUACAACCCGGCCGGCAUCUACCAGCUGCAUCACUGGCCAAGAGCCAUCAUCGAUCGGCUGCUGCGGGCGAAGCCGUGUCCUCCCGGAACGUACUGGAUCAGUUAUGACUUCCUGUACACGCUGGUGCACUGGGUUCGCGUCGUGCCCUAUCCAUCUGCCGAAGACUUCGAUAGUGAAGCGACCUGGAGCGUGCUGCGCGUGCCGCUUUGGAUUGGCGGGGCUUUUGAUGAUCGGGACAAGUGGGAAGACCUCCUCCUCUGCGUGCAUCGUGUCAACGGCGAUGGCACAGUCGGUCGGCUGGCUGCCUACUCGAAGUGGAAGUCCGACGAGGCGGUGAACAUUGGAGAGACCAAGCUGAAGAAGGGCCUCUACGUGAUCAUCGCGCACUCGCUUGGACUGGUCGGUGUCGUCGGGAAGAAGCGCCGAGCCGCACUUGUUGUGCAUUGCCAUGGCAUCGAUGUGAGCGUGUUGACCGGGAUUUACCGCGACGCGCUGGCGGCCAAGAGCACCACCGUCAAGGAGUGCGACAACUUUUUCCGUCAUGUCUGCCCGCGCGACUCGAAGAAGCUGACGCUGAUUCGGCAGUUGAAAAAGAUUGAAGACGCGCUGGCCGCCGACGGGUGGCGCGACACCGUCAAGGAGUAUCCUCACUGGGAGAAGUUUGUCGAGAGAAACCCCGCCUUCUCACAGUAUCUGCCCGCCGUGAAACGUCAUAUCGGCCUUCUCCGAGCCCGUGUCGAGCAUCCCUUCUUCCGUAGUUUCGAUUAUUCGAGGGUGACCGGCAAACCUCCCACGCUCUUCGGCUCAUUCUUUGCAAGUUUUGACGACGUAAUGGCUGAGUUCAUGGUCGACCCGGAGCAGGAGCCGAAGAAGUGGGCCGAGAUGGCGACCGAAGACGAGGACAACGAGCUGCUGUGGUUCUUCGACAACACGGCCAGCGAGGCGCAGUGGAUCAAGUAUCGCACCAAAGUGACGGCUCUCGCGACAGACCUCGAGAACAUCGACAAACUCAUCGAGACCUACGGCGAAUACCUGACCGCUUUUGGGAUGGACCGUGAGGUCCGCGAGCGUCGCGAAGUGCGCGACGCACAUGCUCGUAAAGCCGCCGAGCUCGCCUCGGAGUAUUACUUUGAGGACUUUAUGAAGGGGCAGCACCUGCGCACCCCACCCCCGGUGCUGUACAUGGCGAUGGCCAUGAUAGCCGCUCGCCACUCGGCUCUGGGUCGCUGCUACAACUCUUCCGGCGACCCGGGGCUGCACUCGCUGCUGAUGGCCCGGCUGGCGUUUGAUCUCGGCGCGAAUAAUGUGGAUGAUUGGCAAAUAGAUGUCGGCUCGGAGCUUGGCCUCUAUGGCAACGACCUCUUCUUCCGCGCCGCCGCCCUUACCUACUGCGACAAGUUCAGUGACGUGCAGGCUAGCCCGAACGGCCCACGCCUAGCACACUACGCCGCGGUCAACGGCGCCAUCAUGCCAUCGGCCGUCUUUCAGAAGACGUACAAGUGUUCCCUGGGCCUCAGCAUGUUUCAGUACAACGUCGACGAUACCUGCAGUCCGUUCCAU
This is a messenger RNA of Mesorhabditis spiculigera, 2694 nucleotides long. The record is from the annotation of a GenBank genome assembly. NCBI's taxonomy places the organism in Eukaryota, Metazoa, Nematoda, Chromadorea, Rhabditida, Rhabditidae.